GUGGACAAGCUCCAGCCAAUCGGGACGCGUCAAGAGGGAGGAGUGGGCGGGGCGUCGGGCGCGAGUGAGUUCCGGCCACCUCCUCCUCCUCCUUCUUUCCCAGCCGGCCUGGCCUCUUCACUUCCAGGAGAAGGGAUCCCUCCGCCCUUGGAAUCACCACGCAUAACGGCGGCGGCGGCGGCACGCAGCAACAGCAGCAGCAGCAGCGUGUGUGUGCCUCCGCCCACUGCCGACCGCGGGGACUAUUUGUCGUGCUAGUGGCGGUUAGAACCGGAGAGGCGGAGCCGGAGACGGGGCGCGGCAGCCGGGCGAAGGGGGUGGAUUGGCCGCGCGGAGGGGCAGGCGGCGGCAAAAAGCCAGGGGCAAGAAGGGAGGGGAGAGAGUGAGCGACGGAGGCGGGCUUUUGCCUUUCGCCCGGCCGGAGAGAGGGAUGGAGGGAGCCGAGCUGAGGCGGAGGGAGGGAGCCACCCCGUGAGGAGAAGAGAGCGGAGGAAAAGGAGGCGGGUGGGAGAUCCGGAGGAGGAGGCCUCCCUCGGCUCCUCAUCCGCAGGCCGGGCCUGGGCCUAGGCCCUCCUCCCUCCCUCGGUGGUUUCGGGGGGGGGCAAUUGCUCGGCGAGGCCCGCGCGCCCCCUUCACGCCGGGGGACGGGGCACCCCUCGCAGCCCCUCUGCCGCCACCGCCGCCGCCUUUCUCCCUCCCCCGGCCUGGCCCAUCAGUCCGUUGAGGAGGACCCUUGCCCCUCCCCCACCUCACAAGGGCCCCCUCCUUUUGCCCUCCCCAUCUCCACCCAGGCAGGGGCUUCUGCUGGGCUCCUCCCGCUCUUCGCCAUUCUCUCACCCCUUUCCCCCUCUCCCCUCAGGGUGCUUUGAUCUCGUUGUUGCCCCCACCGCCUCUGAGGUCCCCCCCUUUUUCUUUUUGCAGACUUCCAGGGGCUUCUCUCUCUUCCCCUCCCUGCUUUUUCAGCCCCUUGUCAUUAAUUUCGCUUCUGCAUUUCGCUCCCUUGUUAGCAAUCUGCUGCUUUGUCCUUUCUCGGUGGGGGCCUGUGCUACCUGUCCCCUCAGUUUUAGUGUCUGCACUGCCUAAAAAAAUAGCGCUAGGGCCUAUCCUCUGGGUCUCUCUAGGGUCCUGUCCUUUUCCUCCUUGGCAUUUCCCCCCCCAAAAGUGGCCCUCCUGUGCAAUCCAGUCUCUGUGGCUGCCCUCUGCCCAAGGGGGGGGGGUUCUGCUGCCGCUGGUGGCAGUAACUAGCAGCAUGGUAGAGAAGCGGUGCCCACAGCUGCAGAGAGAGAGUGUGUACCGCUGGUUUUCUGAGCUGCCCUCUCCUCAACGGGUGGAGUUCCUUUGUGGCCUGCUGGACUUGUGCAUCCCCCUCGAGUUACGUUUCCUUGGGGCCUGCUUAGAAGACCUGGCCCGCAAAGACUAUCACUCGCUGCGGGAUUCCGAAAUCAAGGCCAAUAACCCAGCUGACCUGGGUAGCCUCACCAACCUGACAGAUGAGGUGGUGCGCAGCAAACUCUUGGUCUCACUUGCUCUCCUGGGUUCAUCCCACCGCGAAGCGGCUGGAGUCCUCUUCCGCACCCUCACCCAUAUUGAUUCUGUCAUUCACAACUAUGGACUGCAGCUCAAUGAGGGCCGGACUGGAGAUGAGUUUUUGCUGCUCUUCACCAUGGCCUCCAACCAUCCUGCCUUCAGCUUCCACCAAAAGCAGGUGCUGAGGCAAGAGCUCACGAAGAUCCAGAAUAUCAUUGCCAGUACCAGCAAACGCCCCAGCACUCCUACAGCUAGCAACAUGGGAACAUGUCCUGGUUGCCACAAGGUCACCCCAAGAUCUGAAACCCCCAUAAACAACAUUGGUAACAGUUUAGAAAAUGCACUUCAUACAUCAGCACAUUCCAUUGAGGAGUCAUUACCCAAGAGACCUUCAGGGAAACACUCCAAAGUGAGUGUUGAAAAAGUGGAACUAAAAGGAUUAUUGCACAAGAAGAAUGACAGGAACAUUGAAUAUUCCUUUGAGGUCUUCUGGUCUGAUUCUUCAAUGACACUGGUAACAAAGUCUUCUGCUGAAGUGACUGAAUUCAUUUCAAAGUUAGGUCAAAUGUACCCAGAAGAAAAUUUGGAGAAAUUCAUUCCUUGCCUACCUGGCCCAGAUUCAUUUUACUUAGAAAGAAAUCACAUGGACCUGGAAUCGGACCUUAGGUAUUUGGCAUCGUUACCUUCCCAUGUCUGGAAAAAUGACCACGUCAAGAAAUUUUUCAGCACUUCAUCUCGCUCCCAACAAUUUCAGAAUUCAAGUCCAGGCAACACUUCCCUUUAUAAAGUAGGUACGACGCUGGGUGCUUCUGGAAGACCUAUCUGUGGUGUAGCUGGUAUCCAGUCUUCACAGAACAGUCUCCAGCAUCAUGUGCAGCAUCCAGCUGCUACGCCGGUUGCACUCCCCCACUGUGCUCACUCGGGUGGGGCUGGAUCCACAUUAACUUGCCGCUCCCAAUUGGAGAACUCUUCACCUGUAUUAAUGACUCCCAGUCCUCAGACCCCACAGGCCCAGGAACAAAAUGGGAUUUUAGACUGGCUGCGGAAACUGCGCUUGCACAAGUACUAUCCUGUUUUCAAACAGCUCACAAUGGAGAAGUUUCUGAGCCUUACUGAAGAAGAUCUGAAUAAAUUUGAAUCUCUCACCAUGGGAGCAAAGAAGAAGCUCAAGACCCAGCUGGAGUUGGAAAAGGAAAAGUCUGAAAAACGGACCCUCAAUCCAGCACCAUCCCCUUCUUUGAGCACUGGGGUGGCCAGAGUUCCUCCUACGACUCACAUUGGUCCUAUCCAAAGCAUUCGAGGCAACCAUACAGCAGAGUUGCGUGUUGAUGUGGAUCAGCCAACCUCCACAACCCCCCGAGAAGGAAGCUCUUCAGAAUACUCUAGCUCCUCCUCUAGCCCCAUGGGAAUCCAGACCCGGGAGGAGAGCUCAGACAGCGCUGAGGAGAAUGAGAGACGUUUAGAGGGCCUCCACUUGGAAGCUCCAGAGAAGGAGAAGCCAGUCAUGAUACUGAAUCACUUCAACUCCAGCUCAGCCAGACCCACCGCUCAGGUUUUACCGGUGCAGAAUGAUGCUGGGCCCAGUCCAUCCAGUCACCACCCCUUGCCAGGACAGAUGAUGACUGCAGGCUCCCCUCACAUCACCCCAAUUAGAAUACUAAACUCUAUGCACAAAUCAGAGCGAGGAAAUACAGACAUGAAGCUCCUUUCAUCAUCUAUGCACUCACUUUUGUCUUUAGAAGACAGGACAAAAUUUUCACCUGGGGCACCUCGAAGCAACAUCAAAAUGGAGAAGAGUUUUGGAAAUACUGUUGUGGAUGGGAUGCCGACUUCUUCCCAUCAACCCAUGCAAGUGCUGUCUGGAGUUUCUGAAAAUGGCUCCUCUACACCUUCAAUCAACUUUGGUCCAAGGACCAAAAUGGUACAUGCUUCCACCCUAGACCGAAUGGUAAAAACAACCCAGCAGCCAGGAAUUAUAGUGGAAGCAAGCACUGCGGCCACCGUAACCUCCAGCACUGUCUUCCAUGUGACAAGGCCCCCCAUCAAACUCCUGGUGUCGUCUUCGGUCCCUGCUGAUUCAACCAUUGUGGGGCAGUCUUCCUGCUCCAGUAAUAUGCAAUUUAGUGUGUCCCCAGCAAUAAUAAACCCCCGGACUGCUCUCUAUACCGCCAAUACCAAAGUGGCCUUUUCUGCAAUGAGCAGUAUGCCAGUAGCCCCAAUGCCCAGCAGCAGCUUCUGUGCAAAUAGCAACGCUGCUGCUUCGAGCAGUCACCAGUCCACAUCAUUUGCAAACAUGGCAAAUCUACCCAAUUGUCCCGCUCCCAGCUCUAGCCCCACGCUGUCAUCAGCUGCCGAGAACAAUUUCUACAAUAGCAGUAGUAGUGGUUCAGCCGGGAGCAUCCCAGUACCAAAUCAAAAUCACCACCACCACCACCAUCAGCAGCAGCCUCCUGGAUGCAUGGUGUGCAGUUCUUGUGGCUGUAGCGGGAACUGUGGCUCAAGUGGCAUGACGGUCAGUUAUGCUAAUUACUUCCAGCACCCCUUUUCAGGACCUUCAGUGUUUACUUUCCCAUUUCUGCCCUUCAACCCUCUGUGCAGCAGUGGCUACAUAAAUACACAACAGUACAACAGCAGUUCAGCUUUCCCUAUGGUUCACUCUCCUUACAAUGGUGGCAUAACACCAGACUCUGUCAUGAGCGGACAGUCGACGUUUGCAGUGCCACCAAUGCAAAGCUUUAUGGCCGGUACAACAGGGGUGUAUCAAGCACAGGGGAUGAUGAGCAACAACAGUGGUGCAGGCCAUAAAAAAAACGGGAAUCUCUCCUGUUAUAAUUGUGGAGCCAGUGGUCAUCGAGCUCAAGACUGCAAGCAGCCACCAAUGGAUUUCAAUCGACAAGGUACAUUUCGGUUAAAAUAUGCUCCACCAGCUGAAAGUUUAGAUUCCACAGACUGACAUUUACUCUGUGGACUUGAUAUUUUGUGAUGGCAAAAGCCAUGGAGUAAUUAGGGAACUUCAGAUUGGAAUCUGAGAAGUCCACUUGUUGAGCUUAUUAAUGUUAUUUUUUUAAUCCAAAGGUGCUCUACUUCACUACACUAGGAAGGAACUGAAGCUUAGGGGUUUAUCAAACCCAUUUUUACUGAUAUGCCAAAAUUAUAACAUGGAUCUUAAUACUGGACCUUCCAGAUGGUAGGUGAAACUGGCCAACUACCCUUUUUGUUGUAAACAAACUCCUGCACUUUUGCUGAAGAAUGUUGCCAUACUUCGAUCUUCUGUGCUGGAAACUCGAACUCCUGGGCAGCUAUGUUUGUAAUCUGGAGUGAGAGCUAGAGGUUGACGGUGCAGUAGCCAUUUGCCUGCUGGACUCUGGCAUUUUGAGACUAGGUAAACAUGUCUACUUUUUCUCAAAAACAAAUCAGGCACUACUCUCUGGGAUUUUAAAGGAUUGCACUACAGAAGAAUUAUAAUUCUAUCUGCACUUUUAGCAGACUGAGAUCAGUGCGAGAGACGUUCCAACGGUUGGAAAUAGGCACCAGCAGGCUAUGUGAACUUCUAAUAAAGAAAUCUUAACCCUC
Rhineura floridana is the source of this 5100-nucleotide messenger RNA. RefSeq names its product zinc finger CCHC-type containing 14 (gene ZCCHC14). The transcript has 13 exons. NCBI's taxonomy places the organism in Eukaryota, Metazoa, Chordata, Lepidosauria, Squamata, Rhineuridae. Bases 1250 to 4480 code for a protein of 1076 amino acids. The record is from RefSeq and is a predicted model, not a curated record. Gene Ontology annotation, molecular function: nucleic acid binding; zinc ion binding; phosphatidylinositol binding.